Messenger RNA from Stylonychia lemnae, 1113 nucleotides. The record is from the annotation of a GenBank genome assembly. NCBI's taxonomy places the organism in Eukaryota, Ciliophora, Spirotrichea, Sporadotrichida, Oxytrichidae.
AUGUCAUCUUCCGCUGCCCAAAACCAACUUGACUAAAACUCACUUGACCACUCACUGACCUAAAACACCAUAGCUGACACUCAAGGAUAGACUCAAAGCUCAAAACUCUCCACCAAUUCACAAAGUUUUAAGCCAUCUAACCAUACUGAUGCUCAAUUCACUCCUUCCAAGGGCCAUACUCUCCAAACCAACUGGAAAUUCUGGUACUUUUAGAGAUUCUUCAGCCAAAACAAAGAUGCUAAUAAUCAGACACUUAGCUCUCCUGAGUAGACUUAACCAGUACCCAAAUAAAAUAAAUUCUAGGACUACAGAGAAAAGCUGAAGGACAUGGGAUAGAUCUCAACGGUUGAACAAUUCUUCUAGUACUUUGUGUACAUGAAAAAGCCCUCAGAGAUGCCAAGAGAGAUUGAUCUCUUCUUCUUUAGAGAAAAUGAAAUUCCCAUGUGGGAGUCGCCAAAUGGAGGAAUCUGGAUUACCAAGAUUAAAAAGGAGGAUAAUAUUGAUAAGAUGUGGGAAACUCUCCUUCUGGCUUUGAUCAGUAUGAUUACCCUCUAAGUUAAUUUGCUAAAUAUAGGUGAACAAUUUGAGGAGCCAAAAGUAAUUGGACUUGGUCUCUCGCUGAGAACAAAAGAAAGACUCAUUGAGAUCUGGAUAAAGGAUGGCAGGAAUGAGAAAGUUAGAACAAAUGUCUCUAACAAGCUCAGACAAUUCCUCGGUCUUGAUCCAGACAGUGUCACUCUUUACUACAAAGAGCACUAGAAAUCCAUCAAGGAUCAAUCAACCAUGAAAAAUGCUGAAGGCUUCAAAUUCAUGAAAGCUGAUCAAGUUGAUAAGCGAUCUCGCAUGAAUAACAACAGCAUUAGCUACACUAACACCAAUCCACAGCAUAAGAAUUGGGGCAACAACAAUGGGAAUAACCAUCAUCACGAUAGCAACAAUCACUACUCAAACGGCAAUGGUAAUGGUGCUUACAGGAAGAAAUCUAAUCAAAAUGGUGGCGGUAACAACAAUCAAUCCACUCAAAAUGAUAAGCCUUUCUCUCAUCUUGGAGCAAACUAUCACGGUGAUGAUAACCAAAGAGUUUACAGGGUAAAAGCCCCAAGCCAUGUCUGA